Messenger RNA from Cannabis sativa, 939 nucleotides. RefSeq lists its product as uncharacterized. The transcript has 4 exons. Gene Ontology annotation, molecular function: catalytic activity. The record is from RefSeq and is a predicted model, not a curated record. NCBI's taxonomy places the organism in Eukaryota, Viridiplantae, Streptophyta, Magnoliopsida, Rosales, Cannabaceae. Bases 1 to 939 code for a protein of 312 amino acids.
AUGGGAUAUCAUGUUGGUGUUGAUCAUAAUGGUAAUGGGAUAAAUGAUAAUGACACUAAUAUUGAUGAUGCGAAUGAGGAUGACAAGUUGGAAAGGUUACAGGUUGCGAUGGGGUUUGAUGGAUUGUAUUCUGUCGAUGUGAGAGUUCAUAGUGGUGGGGUGGCCAUGCUUUGGUGUAAUAAUGACGAGUGUUUAACAACGCUUUAUGGAGAACCUAAUAGAGCUAUUAGGCAUAAAACAUGGGAUUUAUUGAGAUCGUUAAAGUCAAAAUCAUCCCUUCCUUGGUGUAUCAUUGGUGAUUUAAACUAUACUACUAGUCGUGCAGAGAAAAGAGGAGGAAAUAGAUAUCUGCAAGUGCUGGUGGAUGGUUUUAAUCAAGCUUUGUCUGACUGUGAUCUUGUUGAUAUGGAGUUAAUUGGGUAUCCUUACACUUGGGAGCGUGGGAGAGGCACUGAUUCAUGGGUUGAAAUUCAUCUUGAUCGAGCUCUUGUUUGUUCUAACUGGUUCCAGAGGUUUCGUAUGGCUCAGCUGCAUAAUCUAGAAGUAUCUGCUUCAGAUCAUUGCCUGAUGCUUCUUGAACCGACGGUGCGUUCUGUGACGGUGCCAUUUCAUCAAUUCUAUUUUGAAAAUGCCUGGCUUCGUGAACCGCUGUGCGGCCAGGUUGUUAAAGAUAGUUGGGACCUUUGUGAAGUUACUUCUAGAAAGAAACAAAAUACUAUAACUCAGCUUAUGAAUGAUGUGGGUCACUGGGUUACAUGGGAGGAUGUGUUGCGGAAUGUUAUGGUUGAUUAUUUCAAAAACUUAUUUACUUCAAAUGUGGCUGAUUACUCAACUGUGGUAGAGGAGAUUACUUCUUCAAUUACUCUGGAUCAUAAUUUGUCUUUACUUAGGCUAAUUUUGGAGGAAGAAGUUAGAAGAGCUCUGUUUAGUAUGUGUUAG